AUGGCAAGUCACAUCGCCAGCGACGAGAAGGCACAGCCAGAUACCGCCUUGGCCAAUGACACUCAGUCAAAUUCAGAGACCGAAGAUCUCGCUAUGGGCAACCAAUUCGCAUGGACCUCUUCCAUAUUUUACGUUGGACAGCUUGCUUCCGAGUUCCCGUUCAUCUACCUCAUGAGCCGCUUCAGACUGUCCAAGUUCGUUGGAAUUACAAUGUAA
This is a messenger RNA of Alternaria hordeiaustralica, 216 nucleotides long. RefSeq lists its product as uncharacterized. The coding region runs from base 1 to 216 and encodes 71 amino acids. The transcript has 2 exons. Lineage: Eukaryota; Fungi; Ascomycota; Dothideomycetes; Pleosporales; Pleosporaceae. The record is from RefSeq and is a predicted model, not a curated record.